Molecule: messenger RNA, 1023 nt
Organism: Strongyloides ratti
Lineage: Eukaryota; Metazoa; Nematoda; Chromadorea; Rhabditida; Strongyloididae
Product: Farnesyl pyrophosphate synthase
Exons: 3
Coding region: 1-1023 (340 amino acids)
Biological process (GO): trans, trans-farnesyl diphosphate biosynthetic process
Cellular component (GO): cytoplasm
Molecular function (GO): dimethylallyltranstransferase activity; (2E,6E)-farnesyl diphosphate synthase activity
Source: RefSeq, a predicted model, not a curated record
AUGACAUUUCUUCCCAAAGCAUUGACGUCACAUCUUCAUAAGAAAGAAGCAGAUUUAUGUACGCAAAGAAUUCAUGCGCUUUUUGAUUAUACUGUAAUUGGUGGAAAAUAUGCCCGUUCUAAAUUAAUUGUUGAUACAUUUAAUUGUCUUAAACCUAUGUCAAGUAUUGCUGAAAGGGAAUCUGUAGGACAAGUUGCUGCUACAAUUGAGAUGCUUCAAUCAUUUUUUCUAGUAAUAGAUGAUAUAAUGGAUGAUAGUAAAAUGAGAAGAGAUAAAAUUUGUUGGUAUAGAGUACCAGGAGUUGGAAUGAAUGCUAUAAAUGAUGGUUUAUUAUUGGAUUGUUCAAUUGAUCUUGUAAUUAGAAAUGCUUUACCCUAUCAUCCUAAUGUUAAUGAUAUUGUAUCAGCUAUAUAUGAAACAAAACGGAAAACAGUAAUUGGACAAAUGUUAGAUGUCAAUUCAUCUGGGAUUGAAAAUAUUAAUUGGAGUCGUUAUCAACAAUUAGUAGAACACAAAACAAGUCAUUAUACAUAUUAUUGUCCUCUUCAAAUAGCAAUGCUUCUAGCUGAUGUAACACUUUAUUCUCGGGAGAUACGUAAAUUAGCUUAUGAUAUGGGAUAUUUAUUUCAAGCCAAAGAUGAUUAUUUAGAUUGUUUUGGUGAUGAAAAAAUAACUGGAAAAACAUCAACUGAUAUCAGUGAAGGUAAAUGUUCAUGGAUAGCAUGUAAAACAUUGGAAGAAUUAAAAAGAGAUCCAAAAAACUUAGAUAUAUUUGUUAAACAUUAUGGACAAAAAAAUGAAGAGAGUGUCGCUAUAUGCAAAGAUAUUAUUCAUUCAGCGUCAAUUGACAAAUAUUAUAAUGAAUUUGAAAAUUCAAUGAUUGAUAGUAUUUCUGAAACAAUAGAAAAUUUUCCAAUAGAAAAUAUGAAAGGUGUUUUAACUGAAUGUGUCAGACAAUUGUCAACUUCUAAGAAAGAAGAACCUCCUAUGAUAAAUCUUGAUUCAAAAAGUCAUACGUUGUAA